Messenger RNA from Oncorhynchus kisutch (coho salmon), 2339 nucleotides. Its product is annotated as solute carrier family 28 member 3. The transcript has 17 exons. The record is from RefSeq and is a predicted model, not a curated record. Bases 162 to 2105 code for a protein of 647 amino acids. Gene Ontology annotation, biological process: purine nucleoside transmembrane transport; pyrimidine nucleoside transport. Gene Ontology annotation, cellular component: plasma membrane. Gene Ontology annotation, molecular function: pyrimidine- and adenosine-specific:sodium symporter activity. Lineage: Eukaryota; Metazoa; Chordata; Actinopteri; Salmoniformes; Salmonidae.
AUCUGGUAAUUAAACUAAAGCUAACUGAACUUGAAACACACACGCACACACACACAUACAUACACACAAGCACCCCUGUUUGCAGUAAAGAUUUUUAAUAGGCGGGCGCAGGUCUCCUAUAAGAGAGCUUCCUGCCUACCUGCAGUCAGUCGGUGUUUACUAUGGAGCUGAAUGGUUUAUCAGAGAAUAGCCAGAGAAAUGGGCUGGACAACCAGGCCUUCCACUCUCAGGACUCUAUCUGCAUUUAUGUAGAAGUUGCUCAUCGGCCAUCAGAGGAGCUAAAGAAAAGGUUCUUGGAAAAGAGAAUGGAAGGGAUCCACCGAUAUCUGGAGGAGCACAGGACUAGGAUCAGUCUGGUGUUGGGCAUUGUCUUGGUUGCAGGUUACUUUGCCGUGGUGAUCGCGGCAUGCGUGCUGAACUUUCAGCGUGCUCUGGCCCUGUUGGUGGUGACCCUGCUGGCUGUCUUCUUUCUUCUGUGGGACUGGCUGAUGGGCCGCUAUGGACAACGCCUCUGGGACGCCCUGCAACCCGCCAGGGACACCCUCAACACACACUGGCUCUGGGUCAAAUGGGUGGUGUGUGUGCUGCUGCUGGUGGCAGUGGUGUGCUGGCUGGUGUUUGACACGGCCAAACAGGGAUCGCGGCAGCUAGUCUCUUUCUCUGGACUCCUCUGCUUCAUAAUGCUCAUGCUGGUGUUCUCAAGGAACCCAUUCAGGGUGUCAUGGCGAACUUUACUGUGGGGUGUGGCACUACAGUUCUUGUUUGGAGUCAUCAUCCUCAGAACCAAAGCAGGAUUCACUGCUGUAGACUGGCUGGGCCAUCAAGUGGAGGUGUUUCUGUCCUACGCUGACACCGGCUCUAGGUUUGUGUUCGGCGACAAAUACACAGACCACUUCUUUGCGUUCCAGGUUCUGCCUAUUGUAGUGUUCUUCAGCACUGUCAUCUCUAUGCUCUACCACCUUGGCUUCAUGCAGUGGCUCAUCCUCAAGGUGGGCUUCAUAAUGCAGAUUACUAUGGGAACUUCUCCCACAGAGUCAAUGGUCGCCGCUGGCAACAUAUUUGUGGGACAGACAGAAUCUCCACUCUUGAUUCGUCCGUAUAUCUCCCAGCUGACCUUGUCAGAGAUCCAUGCCGUGAUGACAGGAGGGUUCUCCACCAUCGCUGGCAGUGUACUGGGAGCCUUCAUCUCUUUUGGGAUUGAAGCAUCACACUUGCUGACAGCCUCCGUAAUGUCAGCCCCGGCCUCCCUGGCUAUCGCCAAAACCUUCUGGCCAGAGACAGAGACCCCCAAAGUCACAGCGAAGAAAGGCCUCAAACUGGAGACAGGGGAGGGCAGUAACCUGCUGGAGGCAGCAUCUCGCGGAGCGUCCUCUUCUAUUGUCCUGGUGGCCAACAUCGCUGUCAACCUCAUUGCCUUCCUGGCCCUGCUCGCUUUCCUCAAUGCCGCUCUGUCAUGGCUGGGCAACAUGUUCAACUACCCCCAGCUCAGUUUCUCUAUCAUCUGCUCGUACGUAUUCAUGCCUUUCUCCUUCCUGAUGGGUGUGGCCUGGGAGGACAGCUUCAUGGUGGGCGAGCUGAUUGGCUACAAGACCUUCUUCAAUGAGUUUGUGGCCUAUGAGAGGUUGGCAAAACUCAUCAAGAGGAGAGAGGACAAAGGCCCAGAGUACGUGGAUGACGUUAAGCAGUACCUAUCUGUCCACUCUGAAACCAUAGCGACGUAUGCUCUAUGUGGCUUCGCGAACAUCAGCUCUCUGGGUGUGAUGAUCGGAGGCCUCUCGGCUAUGGCCCCAGAGCGGAGGGGUGAUAUUUCCAGGUGUGCCAUCAGAGCUCUUAUCUCAGGCACGGUGGCAUGCUUCAUGACAGCGUGCAUCGCAGGUAUGUUGUAUAUCCCAGAGCUGCUGUGUGAAGACUUCCUGAAGGAAGAGUUCAACUCCACAUUAGUCAUUAACAGCACUCAGCUCCUCACCUGCUGUACUGAGCUCUACCACAGUGUGCUAGUUAGCCCUUCUAACAUGACUCUGGAAGGAAGAUUCAGUAUGGCUUCUCUCAAUGGCUGUUGCGCCAUCCUGUCCUCCCCACUCUUCAACUGCAGCCUGGUCCCCUGAGAGGCAGGAGGAGGACAGAGAAAAGAAUGGAGAGCAGAGGAUGGACAGAAAAGGAUGGAAAGAGGAGCAUGGCGAAUGGAAGCACCCUGACCUCUUUCUUGUCACAAGUCAAGUAUAAAGAUCCUGAUACAGUUUAAGUUGUCCAUUUUGAGAAAGUUUGUAAUGAAAUUACAUGACAUUUACAAUGACAUUUUUUUUCUAAAUGUAAAGAUAUUAAAGAUAUUUCAGAGCAUU